Messenger RNA from Aspergillus nidulans FGSC A4, 933 nucleotides. Its product is annotated as putative extracellular guanyl-specific ribonuclease. The record is from RefSeq and is a predicted model, not a curated record. The coding region runs from base 1 to 933 and encodes 310 amino acids. Gene Ontology annotation, molecular function: RNA endonuclease activity; RNA nuclease activity; RNA binding. Lineage: Eukaryota; Fungi; Ascomycota; Eurotiomycetes; Eurotiales; Aspergillaceae. The transcript is spliced from 3 exons.
AUGCUCUUCGACAUGAAAUCUGUCAUCCUCUAUGGACUGAUGGCGCUGGCCCAUGCCUCCCCUCUCCCAGAGCUCAGCAAGCGCGCCAAACUCAGCGACUUUCAGUGCCCUGACGGCACCACAUUGUCUGAGCACGACAUCCGCGAAGCAUUUCACGAGUGCCGAAGACUCGAUGAUGGCUCUAUCGGCAAGUACCCAGCCUUCUUUGGCAACAAAGGCCAGAACGGAAAGGUGUUCAGCAAUAUUCCCGACGGCACCGACCUGAGGGAAUUCCCCAUCAUUGUUGAUGGCGUAUACGAGGGCGGUGAACCUGGCCCGUACCGAGUGGUCACUGAUUACAAGAACAACCGCGGUGAUUUCCGCGGCGUGAUGCAGCAUACCGGUGCAACCGUCGGUGGUUCCUAUACGGCCUGCACGCGGGUCACCGGCUCCAAGCGUGAGCUCAGCAAGUAUGACGAAAAGGAUGAUAAAAAGGACGGCAAGAAAGAUGACAAGAAAGAUGACAAGAAAGAUGACAAGGGUGAAAACGAAGAGCGCAGCAUUAAGGCGACUGAGACCGACUCUAAUGAAUUCGACCACACAAAUGACCUGACCACUCGCAGCAAGAAGAAGAAGAUCGGUAGCGCUACCUGCUCUGACGGCGUCACGCUCUCAAAAGACGCUGUUGCCAGUGCGUUCAAGGAAUGCAAGAAGUUGGACGACUAUGGCGCCGGCGGCUACCCGCACAAAUUCGGCAACACGAGCGGUAACAGCCAGGUCUUUGCGGGCGUCACCAAGGACCUACGCGAGUACCCUAUCAUUGAAGGUGGAACUUGGACUAGCGGCGAACCCGGCAAGUACCGCGUUGUCACCGACUACAGUAACAACUUCGUUGGAGUUAUGAUUGAAAAUGCCGGUGCCUCUUUCUCCCGCUGCACUGUCAACUCUGAUUAA